AUGCACGCGGUCCUGAAAACCAAAGGCCGCUCACAGACCGCCGAGGUGAAGAAGCUCAGACUCAAGGUUGCCAAAAGCUACAUGGCCCUGCUUGCCACCAAGCUCCGGUUCUGGUGCACGUGCUGUACCGAAGAAACUCAAAAGGCAGUUGUCAAUGUUGACAUCCGCCAGGAGCAGCCAGGCAGCAAAACCUAUGUGGUGUUCGACCCGGUGAACUUCAAGACCAAGUGGAGGACGGAUCCGGCUGACAGCGCCAAAGACCCAGGAAAAGUCCCGCUGGAUAAGUUGUACAGAGCUUAUCUCAGGCACUGGCGCCCAGUGCUCGUAAGGUCCUUAGGCGUACUACACGCGAAACACCACAAAACGUGGAGUUCCGCAGACGGAGAAGGGGGUCAUUUGGCUCUCACGCUCUUCCCCGGGUAUUGGUCUGAAAGCCGUCGCUCGGCUUUCGUGCGUCAGACCUUUCAGGCCGAGGUUGGUGCAUCGGAUCGCCAAGUCCGCAAGGCCUUUGCCAAGCAUGUCUCUGAUGAUGACCUGCACAAAGCUUCCGUGGCGCCCGGCGUGUGGUACCAGCAGCUGCACCACACAGAGUCGAUACACAAGAAAAUGUAUCGGCGAGGGCUUCGGAACCAGUGCAACGACAUGCAGCUCAAACUGCUCGACUGGUAA
Symbiodinium pilosum is the source of this 669-nucleotide messenger RNA. Lineage: Eukaryota; Dinophyceae; Suessiales; Symbiodiniaceae. The record is from the annotation of a GenBank genome assembly.